CCAAUUAACAAACUGCCAAUUUAGAACAUAGAAAUUGACAAUGGCUAUAAAACUAAAGAUAAAGGUACCUUCAAGUAGUAGUAAUGGGGAGUCUAGCAAGCAAACUAGUGCACCAUUGCCGAAGUUGAAAAUCAAACCACUUUCAGGUUCACCACCACAAAAGAAGCUUAAAAUCAGCCUAAAGAAACCAGAUUCAUCUUCAAGUUCCAGUAGCAAUGUCACCGAAGAGAAACCACGAGCGGUCCCUAGAGUCAGAAUAAAACCAACCAGGAUUCCCGGAGAAGGCUAUGAUUCAGAAGCACCGGAUUUGGAAGAUGAUCCUUUAAUUGAACAAGGUAUAAUAGUAAGAUUCUUAAAUGAUGUGAAUUUGGACUUUGUACAUAAUGCUGUUGAUACUGGUGAUUUAACAGGUGUAAAUAUUAAGUGGAUUACUCGUGAGAAAGCAGUUGUGAAUGUGAAUGGAACAUUAUAUUCUGCUCGUUUGAUUGAUUUACCUACCAUUACAGAAUUAUAUAAAACUGUUGACAAAAAGAAUAUAUUUAAGACUUUUGAUAUAUGUCAAAUCUUAUUAGUAUUGCAUAAAGUGAUACCGUCAGAAUUAAAUGUGGAAAAGGAUUUCGAAAUUCCAGAAGAAGUUUUAUUCAAACAUCCAUUAUAUUCAUUAUCCAAACAAGCAGAAAUAAAACAAAAUAAGCUUGUAUUAAAGGAUGGGUUGAUAGAUCCUUUUGAGAAAGUUCAUAGAAGAUUCAAGCCAAGAAAAGCACCACACAGAGUCGUAGAUGAUAUAGACUUACGAGUUAAUGAAUUGAUCCGUUUAGAUGAUGAAGCAGAAGAAAGUCAUUUUGAAUUGGUAGAUCCAAAGAAGACUGUUCAAAGAUAUGGUACUGGAACACCAUCAGCUGCAGCCACGCCUGCUGCAACGAAGAGCUCAGUUGAGCCAGAAGAGUUUGAUAUGGAAGCAGAUGAGCCAGAUUUGGAAGAAGAAUUACAAAGAGCUUUGGAUGAAGAAGGUGAAUUUGAACUCGCGGACGCAGAAGGCGAUGCGGCUGAAGUCGAAAUAGAAGGCGAGCUUGAUGCAGCAGAUGAAAUACAAGAAGAAGGAGAGAUAGAAGAUGAAGAAGAGGAGGACGAAGAAGAAGAAGACGACGAUGAUGACGACGACGAGGAAGAAGAAGAUGAAGACGAAGAUUCUAAGGCAGAUAAACAGCAUGUUAAAUUACUUGAAGAAGAGAUUGCAGAUCUUGAAAAAGUGGUGGAAUACAAUAGAAGAAACCUUGCAACUGCAAAUAGUAAGAUGUUGAAGAUGAAAUUUCAAAACACUUAUACUUCAUUGAAAGCAUCAUUAGAUCAAAAGAAGAGAGAUUUAGGUAAAAUACUAGAAGAGCAAGACCAGUUGCAAAAGAAACUGGAUCCUAAUCAUGUAUUAAACCAAUCAAAGGGUGCUGACGAAGAUGACGAAGAAGAAGAUGAAGAGCAAGAAGAUGAAGAUGAAGAAGGAGAAGAAGACGAGGAAGAUGAAGAAGGCAAUAACGAGGAUAAUAUCAAUGAUAUAGAUGAUCUCUUUUAAUUGUAUUUACAUAUAUCGAUAUAUUGCAUAUAUUAAAUUUUUUGAGUAUCCCGCGGAGUCAAAAUUAUAAACUGUAAAUUUGGGACAUCUCUUCUUUAAGAACCAAACAAAAAAAAAA
Scheffersomyces coipomensis is the source of this 1685-nucleotide messenger RNA. RefSeq names its product TATA-binding protein-associated factor TAF7. Gene Ontology annotation, cellular component: transcription factor TFIID complex. Gene Ontology annotation, biological process: RNA polymerase II preinitiation complex assembly; transcription initiation at RNA polymerase II promoter. The transcript has a single exon. The record is from RefSeq and is a predicted model, not a curated record. The coding region runs from base 41 to 1567 and encodes 508 amino acids. Gene Ontology annotation, molecular function: RNA polymerase II general transcription initiation factor activity. Lineage: Eukaryota; Fungi; Ascomycota; Pichiomycetes; Serinales; Debaryomycetaceae.